CCUAUGUAAAGUGUAUGUACACUGUUUAGAAACAUUUUUUCAAACAGAUUGAGCAUCUUUGUAAUCGUAGAACAAAUGAAGAGAUAUCAAUUUUUGUGCCUAUUCUUUUUUAUCACAUUGUUAGUAAGCACAGACGCAGCAAAAGGUGGUGGAGGUAGAGGAGGUGGCAGACGCAGUGGCGGAAGAGUUUACAAAUCUCGAAUGCCUAUUCUGAUUCCUCACAGAAAUCCUGCCAGUGCUAAUUACUACGAAAAUAAAGAUGGGGCGAGAAUAGUGAAAGCUUCACACUUUGAACUGGAUUACAUGUUAGGGAGGAAGAUCACAUUUUUCUGCAUGGCUACUGGAUUUCCAAGACCUGAGAUCACCUGGUUGAAAGAUGGAAUUGAAUUGUAUCAUCAUAAAUUUUUCCAGGUUAUCAUGCCACGUUCUACAGUGAUAUUAUUUUUGUUAAUCGUACUACUGCUAAAUAGUCAGGAAAUUCUUGGACGAAGAGGACGAGGCAGAGGAAAAACCAGAUCGCGUGUCCAAAUAGGAUUACCUAUCACUGGAAAAUAUCGUGAUCCAGAAAGUGAUCAAUAUUAUAACAAUCAUAAUGGUGCAAAAAUAUUGUUGGCAUCACACUUUGAUUUGGAGUACGUUUUAGGACACAAAAUUGUUUUUCUUUGCGUCGCACGUGGAAACCCACGACCACAUAUUACAUGGUUCAAGGAUGGUGCUGAGAUUUAUACUCAUCUUUAUUUGCAUGUGCAUGAAUGGCAAGUUGGAGAAGAUAAAGUAAAAUCAAAAUUGGAAAUAGAUCCUGCAACUCAAAUGGAUGCUGGAGUUUACGAAUGUACAGCUGAUAAUAUGUAUAGUAUCGAUCGAAGAUCCUUCAAGACUGACUUUUCUAUUGCUUUUGAUUAAAUUUAAAUUUUUUAAAGUAGUUUAAUAUAAUUAUAGAUAAAGUCUAAAAUUAUUAUCUUUAAGAUACUAUCUAAAAUAAUUAGUCAUAAAAAAACAAGAAAUAAUUUUCAAAAUAUAGUUCCUAGUUUCUAAUUCUCGAAAUGUAUAUGUAUAUACAUUUUGAGUUAAAUAAUAAAUAUUAUUUAUUGCAUUAAAGGAAC
Molecule: messenger RNA, 1103 nt
Organism: Apis laboriosa (Himalayan honeybee)
Lineage: Eukaryota; Metazoa; Arthropoda; Insecta; Hymenoptera; Apidae
Product: immunoglobulin domain-containing protein oig-4-like
Exons: 5
Coding region: 76-903 (275 amino acids)
Cellular component (GO): neuron projection
Source: RefSeq, a predicted model, not a curated record